AAUGCCACUGCGCAGUUCCCACAUCAGAACAGUUUCCAUAGGACUUUAAUAUAAAGAGUACCACACAGCUUAACUUGAAUCCACUCGUUUUACUUUUAAUCAUUCAACGGCACUUGUUAGUGAUAAGAACUAGAAAUGCCAUUUCUUGGACAAGACUGGCGUUCCCCCGGUCAAAGCUGGGUGAAAACAGAGGAGGGAUGGAAAAAAUCCACUGAGGACGAGAAAAAUAACAACCUUUCCGAGGUGGUGCAGAGCUUUUCCAAAGAAGAGGCUUAUUACAAAGAAAACUUACUGCUCUCCUUAAACUAUGACGCAGCUGCUAAGAAAAGAAAGAAGGACCUUCUCAAUAACAACACUAAAGUUCCCUAUUUCCACAAAGACCAGUGGAUAUAUGUACACAAGGGAAGCACAAAAGAGCGUCAUGGAUACUGCACACUGGGUGAAGCCUUCAACCGCCUGGAUUUCUGCAGUGCCAUUAAAGACCCCAAGCGAUUCAACUAUGUCGUGAGGCUGCUGGAGCUGAUUGCCAAGUCCCAACUGCCGUCCCUGAGCGGGGUGGCACUGAAGAACUUCAUGAACAUCCUGGAGAGGGUGGUGCAGAAAGUCCUGGAUGACCAGCAGAAUGUGCGUCCCAUCAAGGAGCUCCUGCAGACGCUGUACGGCUCUCUGUGCAGCCUGGUGAAGGACAUGGGCAAGUCUGUGCUGGUGGGCAACAUCAACAUCUGGGUGUACCGCAUGGAGAACAUCCUGCAGUGGAAGCAGCAGCUGGACAACAUCCAGAUCCGCAGGCCAGCCACCACGGGCAUGACCCUGACGGACCUGCCAGCCAGCCUGCAGCUCAACAUCAUGCGUUGCCUAUCUGACGGCCGCGACAUCGUCAGCCUGGGCCAGGUGUGCCCGGAUCUGGGCGUGGUCUCGGAGGACCGGCUGCUCUGGAAAAACCUGUGCCAGUACCACUUCACCGACCGACAGAUUCGCAAGCGGCUGAUGGUAUCCGACAAGGGACAUUUAGAGUGGAAGAGGAUGUAUUUCAAGAUGACUAGGUGCUACCCUCACAAGGAGCAGUACUGUGAGACUUUGCACUUCUGCACGCACUGUCACAUCCUCUUCUGGAAGGACACCAACCAUCCAUGCACAGCCAACAAUUCGGAGAGCUGCUGUGUGCCAGUGUCUCCACAGGGCUUCAUCAACCUCUUCAAGUUCUGAGGGGGCCUAAGAACCCUGCCAUUGGCCUGUACAUAUUGUCAAUAGUGCAAUGGAUUCCUGGAUGCCUUGAGACGGGGUGG
Messenger RNA from Engraulis encrasicolus (European anchovy), 1286 nucleotides. It is a transcript of the gene fbxo32, whose product is annotated as F-box protein 32. Bases 136 to 1206 code for a protein of 356 amino acids. Gene Ontology annotation, molecular function: protein binding. The record is from RefSeq and is a predicted model, not a curated record. Lineage: Eukaryota; Metazoa; Chordata; Actinopteri; Clupeiformes; Engraulidae. The transcript has 9 exons. Gene Ontology annotation, cellular component: SCF ubiquitin ligase complex; cytoplasm; nucleus. Gene Ontology annotation, biological process: protein ubiquitination.